UUAGUAUAGCUGGCGGAAAAUCAGCCAGCGAGGCGUAACGUGUAAAGAGCGAUGAUCGGGAGAUGCGCGACAGAAGUUGUUUAUAAUUUUAGCUUCGUCAUUUGUUAUGUGCAAAGAGCAGCAGCCGUAUAUAGAGCAAUAUUUGCUCUAGGAGAGAACGAGAGACGCGAGAGUGAGUAUAUGAGCAGAUGGCUUAGCAUUCGAAGGUGUGUUUGAUCUUCGACAGACGCAAGGCAUUUUUGAUUCUGCACGCGUACAUUGUGCCUCUUAUCUUAUUGAUAAUUUGAUCUAUGCCGAUCUAGCCCGAUGGAGUAGGAAACGCAGAGCGCGAGGAUAGUCGUUCGAUAGUCGCCGCUUCGAGAGAAUCAUGGUCUACUCGGUCAGCCAGACGGUCAAGUCGGCGACGAGCCAGAGAUCCUACACGCAAUGGAUCGCGACGGCUGGAGUGUUGCUGCUGAUGCUGCAGACUGGCAUAAUGGCCGGCUGGACGUCGCCCAACAUAGCCCGACUGACGUCCGAGAACUCGACCCUUCCGCUGACGCUGAACGAGGCUUCCUGGGUGGCCUCGUGUCUGAAUCUCGGCAGAUUCGUGGGCGCUUUGCUCGUCCCGGUCCUCAUCGAGUACGUCGGCAGUAAGAAGACCAUCAUCUUCGUCUUCUCCCCCGUCAGCGUCUCCUGGGUCUUCAUGAUGGUCGGCAAUUCGGUGGAGUGGUUCUACGCGGCUCGCUUCCUGGGCGGUAUCAGUUUCGGCAUGGCCUACGGCUGUUUCUCUCUGUUCCUGGGCGAAGUCUCCUCGCCGACCAUCCGCGGAACCCUGAUUUCCAUGGCGAUGAUAGGAGCACCGCUGGGAACCGUGAUCGGUACCAUCUGCGAGUCCUAUCUGCCGAUGAGCGUCUCCAGCGCCUAUCUGGCCCAGUGUCUGGUGGGGAUAAUCCUGUUCAUGUGGCUACCGGACUCGGCUUACUACCUGGUGAAGAGGAAGGACGUGACCGGUGCGCGCAAGUCCAUCGCCUGGUACCGAGGCGAGCAGGAGCUGGACAAGGAGCUGGACGCGGUGCAGGGAUUCGUGGAGGCCAACGCGGGCAAGACCGUGGCGGACAACCUCCGAGAGUUCAAGUCGGCGCCGAUCAGGAAAGCCAUGAUCCUCGUCAUAAUCCUCUUCAUCUUCCCGCAGAUGUGCGGCCUGUUCAACAUCCUCUUCUACAUGGAGAUCAUCCUGACGAAGGGCAAGUCCUUCCUGGUGAACCCCCAGGAGUUCGUCAUCUACGCCAACGUCGUCUCGGUCGUGUCCACGACCCUGGCCAUCCAGUUGAUCGACAAGCUGGGCAGGAGAUUCCUGCUGAUGGUCUCGAGCAUCGGCACCACCACGGCCAUGAUCGGUCUGGGCACCCACUUCUAUCUGCUGAGCACCGACGUGGACCCGGGGAAGCUCCAGUGGCUGCCGAUCGCGUCGAUCCUCCUGUUCACCUUCACCUUCACCAUUGGCUUCAUGACGGUGCCCAGCACGGUGCUCAGCGAGAUCUUCCCGUCGAGCGUGAAGAGCGCCGCGGCCAGCAUCUCCAGCUUCACCUCGGCCUUCUUCGGCUUCGUCGCGGCCAAGGCUUACCAGCCGAUGGUCGACGGCAUCGGCGAGGCCUACGUCUUCUGGAUCCACGCGGGCUUCUCCGCUCUGGCCGUGCCCACGGCCCUGUUCCUCCUGCCGGAGACCAAGGGUAAAACCUUCCAGGAGAUCCAGGACAUCCUGCACCGAAAGUAACGCAGAGCUGCAUCGGGCGUAAUUCAAUCGCCUGUAUGGGCUGCAGGUGUUUUACGCCCAGUAGCGCAGAAAGGGACGUGUAAGUGCGCACACUGUAUAACGAGGUGGCAGCUUGCCAGAGCUGCGGCUCCGCGACCGCAAACUAUCUCUCGGCUCUCUGGAUUGUCGCGCGUAAUUACACUGCCUGACCGGUUCUCUCUUUGACGGAAGUGAGAUUCGUAUCUUGGACGCGGUAUGUAAAUAUACGUAUAACUAUACGCGAAACGAAUUUCCGCGGGGGCGCGCAUAUCACGUGCAGUGUCUCUAAGACCAUUGUGCCGCGCUGGAUGGGAAUUCGGGUCGCUCUCGUUAACCCCGAUCAUUCUCUAAUGAGUCUUUUCUCUCUCUCUCUCUCUCUUCGCAUCUCGCGCUGGCUGAAUGGGCCUCGAGUCAUUACGCGAUCGGAGCCGUUAUCACUUUCCCGUCGUCGUGGCGCUGCACGUUGAGCGCUGUAUGUAUAUAAAACUCGUCGUCGGUGCGGCGAAAAAAGAAGAGCAUCGCUGCUCUGCGUGGGUGGAGGCUUCGAUUAGUCCAGACGCGUAGGAGAGGGAGAGAGAGUUAGAUCAGAGCCUAUGCAAACAACGGGGGAGGAUAUACGCCUACGAGGAUCGCUGAUGCUUCGACGUUCCGUAGGCGAGAGAGUAAACGUCACGUUUCAGCCGCAACGUGCAACAGUAGCGGCGAGAUUGAUCUUCGAGUUUAUCGUGAACUUGGCUUCUUUCAAAUUCCUCUAUAUACCUUCUUUCCAAGUUUGACCGAAUACUCGACCGAAUAUCGCAUGUUGCGUUAACAAGGCGUGACUCUCGCCGUCGGAAUUUACGCAAAUGGCGCACACACGUGAAAAAAGAGAGAGAGAAAGAGAGAGAGAAUAAUAACUCGAGCUAAUUGAAGCGGAUGCGCGGCGCACAAAAAGCUCGUCAUUAGCCAUUAUUCUCUCUCUCUCUCUCUCUCUCUCUCUCUCUCUCUGUCCGCACGUCGGAAUCUCCUGCAUACGGUGCGUAAAUCAGCGCGACUGGCGCCGGUCCAGCUAAUUACGCUCGCAGAAAUCAUUAGCCGCUCGCCGGACAAUUCGAGAAACGCGUACAAUUAUCCCCUCCGCGCACGAUACGACAUUGUUAUCGAAGUCUCUGUGUGUGUGUGUGUGUGUGCAUGCGGAUAUUACAAGUAAAAGCCCGCAUAAAUACUGCAGGGGAGUUUAGAACAAAUUGCGCCGCGCGUCGAUCAGAAAAUCGCUUCAAAGGCGAGAGAGAGAGAGAGAGAGAGAGAGAGAGAGAGAGAGAGAGACGAGAGACCGCAAGCUCAAUUUCCUCAAUAGCGCGCUAAUCAGAGUCCUUUAAGCGUCGGCGACGACGUCAAAAGGCUCGCUCUUACUCUCUCCCACGCGGAGCUUGGAAUCAGCGGCGCUAUGUAAUUGCAUCUUAUAAUCUCUUACGCUCCGACGACGCUGAUUUAUCAUCGCACUUGAGAGCAAUGUGUGUAUAUACGUAUAAGCGCGAGCGUUGGAGUGGAUAAUUGUAGCGGAUUAUUACAUUGUAAGGAAACGAACGAAUGCUUUGUAUAUAAACGAAAUGAUAAAAAUAAACAACGCAAACGCAAUAAAA
Nasonia vitripennis (jewel wasp) is the source of this 3396-nucleotide messenger RNA. Its product is annotated as facilitated trehalose transporter Tret1-like. Gene Ontology annotation, cellular component: membrane. The record is from RefSeq and is a predicted model, not a curated record. Gene Ontology annotation, biological process: transmembrane transport. Lineage: Eukaryota; Metazoa; Arthropoda; Insecta; Hymenoptera; Pteromalidae. Gene Ontology annotation, molecular function: transmembrane transporter activity. The transcript is spliced from 2 exons. Bases 368 to 1756 code for a protein of 462 amino acids.